GUCAAUCAAAGCAGGCGACACUUGUUGGUACGCCGUCACAUCUCCGUAGAGCACAGACGAUGUUGGCCCCGCGCGGUACGACUGCAAAGGAGGGCGACGUGGUGCUCGUCUACCACGGCCAUCAAAAUGUCACGCCACUUCAACUGCAACGCGGCGCCGUGCUACACUGCAAAGCUGGCAAGUUUGAGCACAACGACAUGAUCGAUCAUCCGUUGGGCGGCUGCGUGAAGGGCCGCAGCAACCAAAAAAAUGACCCACGUGAGCCCACGGUGCUCAUUCUGCAGAACAGCGCUGACAUGUGGACGCAGGCGGUGCCGCAUCGCACGCAGAUCAUCUACGACACCGACAUUGCGGUAAUUCUCUUGAACCUUCGUUUAGGCCCCGGCAAGCGUGUGGUGGAGGCCGGCACUGGCAGCGGAAGCUUAACGCACUCGCUGGCCAAGACUGUCGCACCCGAUGGCUGCGUGUACACGUGCGACUUCCACAAGCAGCGCUGCCUCGAGGCCCGUAGCGAGUUCCGCCGCAACGGUCUGGACUCCCAUCUCGUGUGCAGUCAGUGGAGGGACGUGUGCACGACGAACGUGGCGCCGGCCGACGUGGUGGACGGAGAAGACGCGGACGUGGAGGCGAUGGAGGCGCCUCUCACGGGCUUUGGCGUGCCGGCAGCGUCUGUUGAUGCCAUCUUCCUCGAUGUCCCCGCGCCGUGGGCUGCGGUGGAUAAUGUCUGCCACGUGCUCAAAGAGGGCGGGAUGCUCUGCACCUUCUCUCCUUGCAUGGAGCAGACGCAGCGCACGGUGGAGGCGCUGCGGGCGGCGCCUCAUCACUUUGUGGACAUCCGCACCGUCGAGGCGCUCACGAAGUUCUACGACCCUGUGUUCAAGCGUGCGCGUGACACUCGCGACCACGACAAAAUCAAGUUCCGCCCCAGUCUCGUCUCCAAAGGACACAGCGCGUAUUUGACUUUUGCGCGACGCCGCCUCUUCAAGUCCGAGGAGGCGGAGGAGCAAACGAUGGUCAGCGAGGUCGAGGAGACCGCGGCUGAAUCUGGCGAGUAA
Messenger RNA from Leptomonas pyrrhocoris, 1055 nucleotides. RefSeq lists its product as hypothetical. Bases 60 to 1055 code for a protein of 331 amino acids. NCBI's taxonomy places the organism in Eukaryota, Euglenozoa, Kinetoplastea, Trypanosomatida, Trypanosomatidae. The record is from RefSeq and is a predicted model, not a curated record. The transcript has a single exon. Gene Ontology annotation, biological process: tRNA methylation. Gene Ontology annotation, cellular component: tRNA (m1A) methyltransferase complex; nucleus.